Molecule: messenger RNA, 2599 nt
Organism: Adelges cooleyi (spruce gall adelgid)
Lineage: Eukaryota; Metazoa; Arthropoda; Insecta; Hemiptera; Adelgidae
Product: ABC transporter G family member 23-like
Exons: 14
Coding region: 360-2480 (706 amino acids)
Cellular component (GO): membrane
Molecular function (GO): ATP binding; ABC-type transporter activity; ATP hydrolysis activity
Source: RefSeq, a predicted model, not a curated record
CGUUUUGAAAUCUAUGACCUCGGACACACAACAUAUUUAUGUUAUUUGGUACAGCGGAUUUUAGAUUUUUUAUUCUGAUAGAUGAAGUACAAUACUAUUGUUGUACACGAUGUAUAACAUAUAAGCGCAUUGUAAAAUACUUUUUCAUCAGAUAUUGUGACCAAAGUUAUACUAACUUCAGGUUAAUUACUCGCAAUGUCCUUGUACAUUAAUACCAAUGUUCAAUUAUACUAUGGACCAUAGCAGUAUUUGUACUUGUAUUGAUUCAUUUGCGUUCGAUGUACCCAUUUUGAGAAUCGACAACAAAGGCACAUAAUUCUAUUUAUAAUUAUUUGCGAUUCAAAUAACUUUUAAUUAAAAUGUCUCCAAUGACUUUUGACGCACAAAAGAGCUUGAAUGUGGAAUGGAUGGGUAACAAAUCUAUAUUGGUUCGAAACGCCUACAAGUGUUAUUCAGAUAUUGUUAGCAUGAAAGGUCUAAAUAUGACGGUGCCCUGCGGAUCAAUAUAUGGACUUCUCGGGCCUAGCGGUUGUGGCAAAACGACUCUGCUGAACUGCAUACUUGGCCAAACUCCAUUAGACGCGGGUAACAUCUAUUUGAAAGUGCAAAGAUUGUCGGACAUUAGCUAUAUGCCUCAAGACAUUACACUGCACCAUAAUUUGACGGCGCGUCAAACUUUUAUAUUUUACGGCAAGUUGUACGGUAUAGGCGAAGAAGACAUAAAAACCCGAAUUAAAGAACUUGAUCGCAUACUGUGUUUGCCCAGAUUAGAUGAACAAAUUAAAAAUUUAAGUGGCGGAGAACAAAGGCGACUAUCGUUUGGGGUGGCAUUGUUUCACGAUCCCAAAAUCAUGAUACUCGACGAGCCGACUGUCGGGGUAGAUCCAGUUAUUAGAGAAAGCAUUUGGGACCAUCUAGUCAAAUUGUCUGCGAACGGUAAAACCAUAGUCAUAACCACUCACUACAUUGAAGAGGCCACGAGAGCAAACGUGGUGGGUCUGAUGCGAAACGGCACAUUGGUCGGAGAAGAUUCACCGUCGUCUCUGAUUUCGAAACAAAACGUAUCGACCUUAGAAGAAGCGUUUUUGUCUCUGUGUUGCGCCCAAGAAUCUGGAAAUGUGUUCAAUAAUGUUGAUCACGAUUUAACGUCAUUUACACAGCCUCGCCCGAAUUUGAAAAACGACACGUUUUCAUGGAGACGAUUUCGUGCACUCACAUACAAGAACGGAGCCUUUUUGUACAAAGAUCAUACGUUUUUAUUUUUUACUUUUUUUCUGCCAUUGGUUCAAACUGUGUUCUAUAAUCUAUGCAUUGGUCAUUCUGUACAAGACGUGAACUUUGCCAUUGUUAACGAUGAGAUGAAAAAUUGCGGUUCGUACGUUCACCACGAUUCGUGCUUCCUGAAUGAUGUUAACUAUACAAAAUUAAGUUGCACGUUUAUCGAAAAUUUGCGAUACUUCAACAAGCGACUGGUGAACCGGCAUAAAGGUCAGACAAAAAUGUGUUACUCACAUCCGUUUGGUAUUUGUUUCCAGGUGCACUAUCCGAAUUUAGAAUCCAGCAAGGUGGCGUUGAACGCUAAUGACGUUUCGGGAAUAUUGUAUUUCGCCCACAAUUACACGAAAUCCCUGAGAAAACGUGUACAGAGACGGGCAAACUUAUACGACAUGAACUCUAGCUCGGUACAAGUCUACUCGGAAUUUAGCAAUUAUAUUAUUAGACAAAAAAUCAAAAGAGACGUUUAUAAGACUUUCGAGAAAACUAUAAAUGAAGCUACUAAGCAAUGCAAUAAAAACAUGAAGUCGGUUUCAUCGCCCAUCGUGAUCCAAAAAGUAGGAAAAGUUCAAAUCACGGAGUUUAUUCAUUCGUCCGCUCCUGGGUUUAUAGCGUUAUUGGCUUUUUACUUUCCAAUGAUAUUAUCUACCGGGCUGAUGCUGACAGAAAAAGACGAAGGAAUAAUGAGUCGAAUCAUGGCCGCCGGGGUUACGUUUGAGGAGUUGCUGUUCUCCAUGUUUUGUCUUCAGACUUUUGUUCAUAUCAUACAGUCGGCCAUUGCGAUGUUCAUGAUGUUCACCGUGUUUGACAACCCGAUUUUAAUGGAAAACUUUUGGUCGGUCGUCGCCAUCGUAAUGCUAACCGGAUAUCAGGGGAUGUUUGCAGGAAUACUCGCUGCCGCUUUUUCAAACUCCUACACCAUGGCCACUCAUAUUAACAUGGGGACAAACGUGUUAUUCACCUGCUUAUGCGGUCUAAUUUGGCCGAUGGAAGGAGCUCAUCCAGUAUUAAGAGCUUUUAAUAAAUACUUGCCUCUAUCCGCUUCGUCGGAAACUAUUGGUAAUUUAGCUCUCAGAGGAUGGUCGAUCAAACAUCCGGCGGUACAGAGAGGCUUUGUUUUGAAUUCCUUUUGGAUAAUUGCAUUUGCGGUGCCACUACUUUUUUUUAAUUCAAUGAAAAAAGAUAUGUGGAUCAAACGGAAGUAGUACAGCCAAUUAAUAAUAUAAUAAUAAUUAUUUGCUCGACAACAAUAUAUUACACUGAAUGUCGUGUGUUAUAAUAAUGUCCACAUAAUAUUAUGAUGUAAUUAGUAAUAAUAACAGUC